Messenger RNA from Bradysia coprophila, 479 nucleotides. RefSeq names its product troponin C, isoallergen Bla g 6.0301-like. Lineage: Eukaryota; Metazoa; Arthropoda; Insecta; Diptera; Sciaridae. Gene Ontology annotation, molecular function: calcium ion binding. The record is from RefSeq and is a predicted model, not a curated record.
UUUCGGCAAAGAGGGUAUAACUUGAAGAGUGCAAUGUCUAGAAUUUAGUUGAGAGACGAUCGUUGUUCAUAUAAGUUGUCUGAAACACAUCCCGUUUGAGUCGUUGCAUUUAUUGACAUACAACCACGUCAUUAUUAGUUUGCAGAAGAAGAAAAAAGAAUAAUAUUCAGAAAUGGCCAGAGUAUUUACCGCUGCAGAAGUUGAAUCUUUCCAAACAGCAUUCGAUACGUUCUCCGAAGAAAAUGCCGGUGUUCGGAGUGUAUCAACUGAAUCGCUUGCUGAAAUCUUAGAGAUUAUGGAGAAGCCAUACGAUGAAGCCUCUGUUCAGACAUACAUGGCAGAAUUAGAUGUAAAUAAUUCUGGUCGUUUGGAAUUCGACGAAUUCGUGAAACUUAUCGCUAAAUUUCUUUAAUUCUCGAAACGGUGCUAAUCUCUUCUAGAAUCCAUGGAAAUGAUAAUUGAAAAAAUUUCCUUAAUUU